This is a messenger RNA of Kwoniella botswanensis, 327 nucleotides long. RefSeq lists its product as uncharacterized. The record is from RefSeq and is a predicted model, not a curated record. Bases 1 to 327 code for a protein of 108 amino acids. Gene Ontology annotation, biological process: meiotic joint molecule formation; meiotic DNA recombinase assembly involved in reciprocal meiotic recombination; double-strand break repair via homologous recombination. The transcript is spliced from 4 exons. Gene Ontology annotation, cellular component: Swi5-Sfr1 complex; Swi5-Swi2 complex. Lineage: Eukaryota; Fungi; Basidiomycota; Tremellomycetes; Tremellales; Cryptococcaceae.
AUGACCGGAUUGUUGACUUCCACCACUCCUUCCUCCACUUCUACCGAAACCCUCGAUACACUCACCCCCACUUCUCCUUCUUCAACAAACACUGCAAACUCCAGACAUGCAGAACGUAUCAAGGAAUUACAAAUAGAGCUGCAACAUUUGAAAGUCGAACUAGGUGAUCAUAAUCCACAACAAAUCGUUCAAGAUCAUAUCAAGCUGUUGCAUGAAUAUAACGAGAUCAAAGAUGGCACUCAAGCAUUGAUAGGUAAAUACGCUCAACUUACGGGUAGGACUGUUAGAGAGAUACACCAGGAGAUGGGAUUGCCUCUUACUGACUGA